CAGACUUCACCUAUUAGGUGGGUGGGUGAGUGGGCUACCUUUGGUGGUGCGCACUGAUCCGGUAGGAGGGGAACGUCCUGUUGCCGCCCACCCAGUUAGCGCACGGUAUCGAAAGAGGGCGCCCUCGCAUAACAUCACCGUCAAAAUGGCUGUCAUGGACAUGCUGUCUGUGCAGCAGCAAUGUGAUUUUAGUAAUUUUAAGGAAUUGCAAAGCCAUCAAAUGUGGUGUAAAUCCCUCUUAUCCGCGCGAACUAAAUACAGUGCAACUUAAUCGAUGCACAAAAAAACAUACGGAGCCAUUUGCAGAAGUGGAAAGUCGCUGCAUAUGAUGUGAAUGUCGAGUGCAUGGAAACUGAUCCUCCCGCGAUGUGGUUUGUUCGACGUCGAUGCAUACACUGAUAAGACAAUAUGUCCAGCGCAUAGAUACAAGUUAGGGUUGAGUUGGACAUCAUCAAGGAAAUGUUGUCAUCUACUCCAUAAAGUGAAAGGCAAACCAUUCCGUGGUGGGAAUAAAGCAACUAGCCGUGAGAUGUUUGAUCGAUGGGGUAUCCUGAUCACAGUUGGAACAGGUAUCUGUAGAGGUUGUCUAUCUAAGCACAAACAAACAGUUACGCACCAGACAGCGGAACAAUUACCACCUAGCGAUGUGCUCUCUAAAAGGAACAAGAAGAGCAGCAGUGUACAAUCAGUGAUUUCACAGUACCAUCUCUCCAACCCACCGACACAGAGUGCACUUCAGUUCAUGAGCAUACAUCUGAGUCAUCAUCAACUGAUGGAGAUAUUACAAAGGAUGUAGGUGCACUAGACUCUUCUUGGGCUCCAACCCCCCGACCAAAGAAUGUGGAGCUGCAAUCCCUGAACACUUUCCUUACUCAGGGUGGAAUGUCUGCUGUUGAUAGGCAGCUUCGUCUGUCAUUAGAAGAAGCAUCUGAUAGCACCAUCCGUUAUUAUAGAAGGAAGCCUUUGGUUUAGUUCUUCAUUGUUUAGCACCAGGUCAAGAAGAUGGGCUCAUGAAGAAUUGAAGAUUACCAUCGGUGAAACAACUGCUGAAUCAUCACAAAGUAGUCAAGAUUUUGAUAGUAGUACCCGUUUUCAUUUUUUUUUUAUUGCAUCCUUUUUUACCAACAUUUUUGCAUUAGUGGUUCCAUGUUCUCUUCCUUUACGUAUUUUGUGUUUAAACAAAGGGUUAUCAUGGCUUGUUAUUGGAAGACAGUGA
Molecule: messenger RNA, 1216 nt
Organism: Patiria miniata (bat star)
Lineage: Eukaryota; Metazoa; Echinodermata; Asteroidea; Valvatida; Asterinidae
Exons: 3
Coding region: 335-796 (153 amino acids)
Source: RefSeq, a predicted model, not a curated record